UUCAUCCUUCAGGCCCCGUAGCGGACAUUUGUGUGGAGGACCUCGGCAGUGCGGGACGUGUCCAGUCGUGGAGGCUUUGAGGUCCGAUCAGCAAAGCUCUCCGGCCGCGGCCACGACUGCUCCUCCAUACCGGGUUUAUUCUUCUCAUUCUCACCACAAAACUCAACAUUUUUAUUUUUUUUUAAAAACAUUGUUUUUCUUCUUCCCGGGUUUUACUUCAGGAUUUCGUGCUGGUGGUUUCAUUUAAAAUCCGGGCACCAUAAAUAUAUAUUUGUUUAUAUUUUUUUAUUGCGAAUCAGGAUUCCCACCUUCCACCGCGACCACUAACUUUGGACCACCGAAGACCAGUCUGUCGCCAGUCGAGGAGGAGCAGGAGGGGGUGGGGGGCAGCCGAGAAGAAGAGCUUGGACACCGAGCAGCAAGCCCAUAUGUGUCCGCUUGACUGUGCGUGAGGACGGGGAGAAGGGAAACGGAGCUCCCCUGUCGCCACCGGCCGCUUGUUUUCCACCGUGCGGAGGAAGCGGCAGAAAGGGAUUUAGCCUGAAUCACGCCACGGGAAUUAAACCUGGAGGAGAUUUCACGAUCUCUGAAGGUCCUCAAUGGGACUCCUAAACCUCUGAGGGGUUUCGCACAAAAGGGCCCAGGAGGAGCAGGAGGAGGAGGAGCAAGAGGAGCAGGAGCAGCAGGAGGAGGAGCAGCAGGAGGAGGAGGAGGACAAAAGGAGGGAUUAGCUCUAUCUGUCGGGGGUGCAUGCCCCCCCCGAGACCCCCCCUCCCACUCGGACUUCCUCUUUUUCACUUUAUUUCUUCCAUUGACCGACAGAAGAGGAGAGAAUGCUCGACCGACUGAGUCGUGGUUGUGUGGGGGCGCCGGGCCUCCCCAGGACUAGAGCCCUGCUGCUGGGCUUCCUGCUGGCCGUGGCGGGGGGCCGGCUCCCCACGGCGGGGGCCGGCGGCGCCGACGCCGAGAUCGACGCGCUGGGCGGGAUGCUGAUGACGGGGGAGGGCGAGAUGGCGGUCGGAGAGCGCCACCUGGAGGCCUCCAUGCACUCCUCGCUCCUCCAGGACUUCCGGGACGCGACGGAAGGCAUGCGGGCGCCGGAGGCGGAGCCGAACUCGGCGACGCCCACGACCGCCUUCCCGGACUCCUCGGCGGUCGUGGGUCGGAUCUUCCAGAUGAAGGUGCCGAACAAGAUGGAGGACGUUUACCUGAGCGAUGUUGUCAAGAUCUCCGAGAUGGGGAAGGACUCCCUCCCCGCCUGGCUGCACUGGGACGCCAGCAGCAGAGUCCUGCAGGGUCUUCCUUUGGAGGAGGACAAAGGCGUCCAUUACAUCUCGGUAUCCAUCUCCAACCACUCCAGGUCCUCCUCGUCUUCAGAGGCGUUCUCCAUCGAGGUGCACCCUGAAGAUCAUCUGGACGCAGACGCAGCCCAGCUGGCCUCCAACCAGGCCUCCAGUGAAGAUGACGUCCAGCCGUUCAUGUGUAGCAACGAGCGGCCGAUCACACUGCUGACAGUCAUCCUGGAUGCCGACUUGACCAAGAUGAGCUCGCAGCAGAGGGUGGAGCUCCUGGAUGAAAUGAGGAGCUUCUCCGGCGUGGAGCUCCAGCACAUGAAGAUCCUCCCUGUGGUCAACAACAGGCUGUUCGACAUGUCUGCAUUCAUGGCCGGGCCGGGGAACGCCAAAAAGGUGGUGGAGAACGGCGCUCUGCUGUCCUGGAAGCUAGGCUGUUCACUGGACCAGAGCUCAGUCCCAAACAUCCACAGUGUCCAGGGUCCUGCAAAGGAAGGGACCAUGUCCGCCAAGCUGGGCUACCCUGUGGUGGGGUGGCACAUUGCCAACAAGAAACCCCAUGUCCCGAAGCGGGUGAGGCGCCAAUUAAACAACACUCCGACACCGGUGCUGGCGGUGCUUCCUCCAACAACCGUAGUGGAGCCUCCGGUGAGGAUUAUCCCAACCAUCUCCUCUCCUUCUAUUGCUGCACCAACCGAAAGCUCUGCUCCCCCUGUGAGAGGCCCCGUCCCCAUACCAGGCAAGCCUACGAUCAGAGUCCGGGACCCUAUUGCCCACACCCCAACCCAGGUUCCGCCUCAACCAACAAGGGUAGUGGAGACCACCAGCACCAUUUCUAUCCAGCCAACCAUCACUAGGCCUACGUAUGUAGAGGCCACCGCUACACCACCUGCACCCACUAGAAGACCUACUAAGAAACCUAAGAGACCCAAAACCACACCGAUGCCCAGAGAACCAAAGACCUCCACAGCCAAGCCGUCCAGACGCACCACAACGCCGCCUGCCGUCAUCCCGGACCCAUACAACGAGAAACCUGUGCUGCGAAACCCCAUCGACCAGGUCAGUGCAUUGGUUGGCACCUAUUUCGAGGUCAAGAUCCCAUCUGAUACAUUCUUUGACAAAGAGGACGGGACAACUGACAAGCUGCGUCUAACUUUGAGACAGAACCACAAUGAAGUGGUAGGAGAGGGCUCCUGGAUCCAGUUCAACACCACCAGCCAACUUCUCUAUGGCCUACCUGAUGUCCAACAUGUGGGGAAACAUGAAUACUUCAUGCAUGCGACUGACAAAGGUGGCCUGAAUGCUAUCGACGCUUUUGAGGUCCGCGUGACCCGCUGGCCCAUCAACGACAAGACCCCUGUGAUCUUCACGGCCCGAUUCGAAGGUGACCCGCAUUCGAUAACAAAUGACAUCCACAAGAAGAUCCUUUUGGUCAAAAAGCUGGCCUAUGCACUUGGAGAUCGCAACAGCAGUACAGUCAGUCUACGUAACAUCAGCAAAGGGUCGAUUCUGGUGGAGUGGACCAACACCAGCCUCCCGCAGCACCCGUGUCCGAAAGAGCAGCUCACAGUCAUGAGUCGGACGCUCGCCAGUGCUGACGGAAAACCCUCACAGACUUUCAGGCACUCUCUGGAGCCAGAAUUCAGACCACUGAACGUCAUGGCCAAGGGUCGGGCGAGCUGCAGAACAUAUUCCUUCAUCCCACCCGGAGACAUUGAUAUACCACAACCUCCAGCAGUCACGCCGGCUCUGGGAACAGGCCGGCAAAGCACCGAUGACGUCUAUCUCCACACGGUCAUUCCCGCCGUGGUGGUGGCGGCCAUCUUGUUAAUAGCGGGCAUCAUUGCGAUGAUCUGCUACAGGAAGAAGCGAAAGGGCAAGUUGACCAUCGAGGACCAGGCCACCUUCAUCAAAAAAGGUGUGCCGAUUAUCUUUGCGGAUGAACUUGAUGACUCAAAGCCGCCUCCGUCUUCCAGUAUGCCCUUGAUUCUACAGGAAGAGAAGCCCCCACUCCCACCCCCCGAGUACCCCAACAUGGCCUCGCCAGAGACCACUCCCCUCAACCAGGAGCUGCUGGGGGAGUACACAGCCCUGCGGGACGAGGACCCCAACGCACCUCCCUACCAGCCGCCACCUCCCUUCACCACUCCCAUGGAGGGCAAGGGCUCCCGUCCCAAGAACAUGACUCCCUACAGAUCUCCACCUCCCUACGUGCCCCCCUAAGACUUGUUCCACCCUCCCCUCGUAGGGUGAAGGGAGAGGAUGCCUGAGGAACUGUGGCAGUUUCCAUUCUGGUGUUUGUCUGUCUGGACAUUUACAGGGAGCGAUGACAAGAGGUGCUAAAGUACAAAACAGCUACAGGGGACUUUGGUUUGGGAAGGGGGCCGUAAAGAGCCGGGAGGGGGUUUUACAGUAGGCGGGAUGGUUUGUUGAAACAGCUGGGAGGGACUACUGGUUUAGUGGUAGCCCAGCUGCCACCGCGGCCUAAGACAAACUAAUUCUCGUCACAUUGGCUUUUGGAUCGACCGGUUGGUCAGAAGCGACGAUCUUAGAUGUGAUCUCUCCUCUUCUGAUUUAAAAUACAGGCUUUUAUUUUAGUAGUUCACCAUUAUCCCAAGGUUAUUAUUCUUCUUCUUUUCUGGACUGAAUUGUUUGCCUAACAACUCUUCUUUUGCGUUGCUUUUAAAAUGAUACGAUGAGACAGUGAACUGCCACCAGACCGCUGCAGGCAACAACUCGUGUUUUUUAAUAAUGAGAGUGAGAUUCUCUGAAUAUGAAAAAAAAAGCUAUCAUAAGGAUCGUGAAUCACCUCUGCAGAUGACACAAGAGAAAGGGAGGCCGAGGUGUGUGUGUGUGUGUGUGUGUUUAUUCAGAUUCAAUACGGUUUGCCUUUUAACACUAGCUGUCUGUUUCUAUUCUUAUUCACAACGUCUAGUAAAGAGGAGAAUAACAAGGUAGCCUGAAAAAAGAUUUAGAGAUGAAUAAUAAAUAAUUUGUUUGCUUCAUUGGUUUUAAAGUUCACUGUAUAUCUGGAAGAUGUUCUGAUAGAUUGUGUUAUAUUUUUUUGGUGGUGGAAGAAAGCGGGACUGGCUCGCUAAAAUAACCUGAAGGAGCUCUUUAUUCCUGUUUUUCAAAUAACAAUAUAGAACUAUUACAGUCCAUUAGAUGACGAUCCAACCCUCCUCUCAGUGACCUCAAUAAGGCGUCAUAAAACUGUGGUUUGAUGAUUAUCUAACUAACUUGUAAAGGCAGUUUGGUGUCGAUUUGGAGGUCAAAUGUGUAGUUUUAUGCAGAUGAUGGUGACCUUUAUUGGGCGACGCCGUGACCCCGAGGUCAACAACACUAAGACGUAAAAGCCAAAUGCCACGUCGGCCCUUUUUUCUACACGCAAACCUCCAACGGGCGCGAAGCAGGAACAAGAGACUCCUCCAGCUUAUUUUGGACCGGGGAUAAUUAUUUUUUUAUGUAACAAGGCGGUUCUUCUCCCCAGGCGGAGGAGGAACCGUGGAGACUGUCCCCACGUGGGAUUGUACAGAUACUCACAUUUUAGAGGUCACAGAGGUCACAGAGAGGUCAGAGUUCAGGAAGGAGAAGAGGGAACCUUGAAUCUCCAGCAAAUUAGCUCACUGAACAAAACGCUCACCGAAAAUCUCCUUCUAAUUUUUUUACAAAGUUUUUGAUACAGCCUCAUUGUUUUUGAUUAUUAAAAGAAAACAUGAUUAAUGAUUAGUCUUCUGUGAUUUGUAAAAUCUUAGCCUAGAAGUUCAAAUAUGAUUCAAUUAUGUACACUUUUAUUUCUUUUUCAUGGGUCACAUUUUCAAGUGUUUUUUUGUUCAGUUUUUUUUUGUUGUGUGUGUUUGAAUAUCGAUAAUGUAUACAAAGACGGACAUAUUUUAUGUAAUCACACAUUUUAUUUUCAUGUCCUUUUUAUGUUUGCUCCUGAUUUUCGACUGAACGUGACCCUUUGCAAUAAUAAUGUACGCAGUCCUCUGACUCGUCAUGAUAUUGAUGGUUUUUUGCAGGAUGCCUUUUGAUGGCUUUUUUGCUUCUCAAGUGUGCAUUGUCAUAAUAAAACCAACUGGUACGAUUUAAA
Molecule: messenger RNA, 5385 nt
Organism: Cyclopterus lumpus (lumpfish)
Lineage: Eukaryota; Metazoa; Chordata; Actinopteri; Perciformes; Cyclopteridae
Gene: dag1
Product: dystroglycan 1
Exons: 4
Coding region: 834-3515 (893 amino acids)
Biological process (GO): muscle attachment; nerve development; morphogenesis of an epithelium
Cellular component (GO): basement membrane; dystroglycan complex; sarcolemma
Molecular function (GO): laminin binding; calcium ion binding
Source: RefSeq, a predicted model, not a curated record